AUGACAGAAAACAAAGAUAAAAUUAAUGACAAGGAUAAAGACAAGAAAACUGAAAGUGAAUUGGAAAAAGAACAUGAAAAGGAUAAAAAUCAACAACAUCAUUCUACAGCACCAAAAGAGCAACAAGCCAAAACAGAGCAACAUGACAGUCGCUGCAAAAGAUUAUCACAAUUUUUGGAUUUGUUGAAUAUACCACGUCAUCAUAGUGGUCACAGCGGUAGCAGCAGCAGCAGCAAUAAUUCCCAGCAACAUUCUCCACAAACGCCACAUGCUGCUUCAGUUGGCAUAGCAAAUUGCUUUAAUCAUGCCAGUAGCAAUGAUGGUGACAUGACUGAACAAGAACAGCAGCAGCAGUAUUUGAAACAUGGCUCUAGAAAACGUUCAUCAUGUGUCAGCUUUCGUAGUGAGAUUCUCUUGUUCGAUUUGGUAAAUGGAGAAAUCAAUGAUUUGAGUGAAAGACCUCAAACUCACAAAGAUGAGUAUGGCACCCAACGAGUUUACAAGAAAACCUCACCAAAUUGUGUUUUAACUUUGUAUUUACCAUCACGUGAAAUUACAUUGUCCGGCAACAGUCCAUCCAUAUUGAGGGGCAUUGUGUUUGUUGAUCCCAAAGCCAUACAAGGUUAUCGAGUGUACGCACAAUUGACAUUGACGUUCCGUUAUGGCCGUGAAGAUGAGGAAGUCAUGGGUUUACGUUUCUGCAAUGAGGCCAUAAUGUCUUUGCAUCAGAUAUGGCCGAGGAAAGAGGAACCGAUUAAGGAAGCUUUAAGUCCCUUGCAGGAGGCUCUUCUAAAACGUUUGGGUGAUGGCGCUCAUCCUUUUACUCUAACAUUAACUUCUCAAGCCCCUCCUAGUGUACAACUAGUGCCAGCGAAGCGUUACUAUGGAGCUCCAAUUGGUACCAGCUAUGAUGUGAGAUGUUUUAUUGCCGACAAAACCGAUGAAAAAUUCCAUCGCCGAGCCUCCGUAAAAAUGGGCGUACGUGUAAUUUAUCGCACAGAUGUCUUCAAUCAUGGCGGAAAUGGACCCGAACAUUUUGCUGCAUUAAUCAACAAUCCUGUUUCUUCCCCACCCGUUACCUUGGCCUGUACAAACACUCAAACUACCACUACACCACCCCUAUGUUCGCACACUACAGAGUCCUCCACAGCAACAGCUCACUCCCAAAAGCAGCGUGAGUCAGUUAAUGCUGAAACUGCUGCAGCAGCAGCAUCAUCUAGUUCCUGUGACUCACGACCUGCUGACAAGCCACGUAAAUCUGAGCGAGGUGACUCCUUUCCUAAGUUGCGCUUGUCACCGAAAUCAUUUCGUUUUAGUGGUCGUUUUGGACGCAGCAAAAGUGAGGUGGACAAGUGUUCAAGUGAUGCUUUCUAUAAUUAUAGCAAAUCGUUUCAGGAGUAUGAAAAUAUUUGUCCAAUUAGCUGUGGUGGUCCCCAGGGGGCUGUGGAUAAACCAUUUUUACUGCAAGAUGGUCGUGUGGGCUUACGUGCCAGUUUGGACAAGGCCUGGUAUACACAUGGCGAGGACGUUUGUGUUACGGUUAAUAUACGUAAUGACAGCAGGAAGACUGUUAGGAAGAUAAGGGUCUGUGCCAUUCAACAUGUCGAUGUUUGCAUGUUCAACAAUGGUAAAUUCAAGAAUGUGGUAGCCGAUUCCGAUAACAUUUCACCACCACCCAUUGACCAUCAUGUGGCUCCCGGAGCCACCCUCAAUACCAACGUCAUUUUAAAGCCUCAAAGGGGACCCACCAAAAACUGGAUUGCCCUGGAGGAUACUCUGCAAAGAAGUACCGAACCGGAUGAAAUAAAUGCUGCCAUAGCAGCCUCAGCUGUUCGUACGCCGCAUUUCCUAAUGCAAGCCAAUCCCUCGCCCAAUGUUUGCACUAGUCCAGCCGUGUUUAUGCCUACUUUGCCAAGUGGUUCUACUGCCACAGCAAAUCCCACCAAUGAUGAGCGUAAUGUAUUUGCCAUCUAUGUAUCCUAUUAUGUUAAAGUAAAAUUAACUUUGUCUGGCAUGGGUGGUGAAUUAAGCCUAAAAUUACCAUUUAUAUUGGUGCACAUAGAUGAACAGCAGAGACAGUUACAUGAAAUGCAUAAACUGAAUUUAGAUGAGGUGCCAGCUAAUAGGAAAAAUGGCCAUAAAACUAAAAUUCCUCUUAAUAAGGUAGAGUCCUCGCAUGAGUUUGCCGUUAGCAAUAAUCUAGAUCGUAUAGAGUCCAUGGAUGAGAGCAAUAUCAAUAGCAAAGUUAAUAUAAUAAAUAGUUGUAAAGCUAAAACCGAACCAAUAGCCGAUGAAGAUCUACUGCCCUCCACCAGUGCAGCUAAUGGUCGUCGACGGCCUUUUAAACGCAGUGAAACUUUAGCUAAAGAUCUAGAGCCAGGAGAGGAAGCUGGUUAUAUAGAAGAUGAUGUUAUUACUAAGGAAACUAAAACCGAAUUAGUACAAGUUGUGGCCCAGGUUCACACCAAUAAUCAUGUUAAUCCUUUAGCUUUAGAUACAAAACCCAUGGCAGAUGUUCCUAAUCUUCUAGGUAAUGCCAAGAAAAAUUCCAAUAAUUUGAAUGAAGAUGAUAUACAACAAAUUUCCGAAAAACUGGAGAGUAAGGAUAAGUGUACAGCUGCUAAUACAAACUCCAAUGGUGUGUGA
Molecule: messenger RNA, 2646 nt
Organism: Calliphora vicina (urban bluebottle blowfly)
Lineage: Eukaryota; Metazoa; Arthropoda; Insecta; Diptera; Calliphoridae
Exons: 8
Coding region: 1-2646 (881 amino acids)
Biological process (GO): signal transduction; G protein-coupled receptor internalization
Cellular component (GO): cytoplasm
Molecular function (GO): G protein-coupled receptor binding
Source: RefSeq, a predicted model, not a curated record